Pelobates fuscus (common spadefoot toad) is the source of this 3121-nucleotide messenger RNA. RefSeq names its product BRCA1 associated ATM activator 1 (gene BRAT1). Gene Ontology annotation, cellular component: nucleus. The record is from RefSeq and is a predicted model, not a curated record. Gene Ontology annotation, biological process: DNA damage response; cell population proliferation; positive regulation of protein phosphorylation. The transcript has 15 exons. The coding region runs from base 1 to 2400 and encodes 799 amino acids. NCBI's taxonomy places the organism in Eukaryota, Metazoa, Chordata, Amphibia, Anura, Pelobatidae.
AUGGCGGCUCCCACUUCUGAAGAGUCUAUUCUCUGCAAGAUGAGAAUAGUUUCCCUUAUUAAACAUGGCGGCUCCAUCUUCCCCAAAGGUUUAAAGCGUGCUUUGGAGAGUGAAACCCUAAUGGAUACCUUCUGUUCCGACCUGCUCCCCCACAUUUGUGACCUACUACUUAACAGACGGCAUCUUGUGUCAGAUGAUACCAUCUUUCAAAAAUUACUGGAUUGGUUCAAGGCUUUGUCAUCGUCAGUAGAUGUUUAUGAAUUUAUGUCUGAGAAUGUUUGUGUAGUAGACAUGCUUUAUGACAUCCUAGAUGUGCCAGAUGAGGAAUCCGAUCUCUAUGCAUUUGCCAUGAGACUAUCUGGAAUUAUAGCAGCACAUGAAGAUGGCUUUCCACUUGUUUUGGGUUUAUUAGAAGAUUUCUAUGGUUCAUUUACCGUGUCCAAUACAAUGUGGGAUCGUGUUGAAGUGAAACUGGCUUGGCUUAAUGGUUUCCAGGAUAUGCUGGAGCACGAAAUGUCGAUAAGGUUUUUUUAUACCAACAGAAGCUUGUCUGUGAUCUUAUCUCUGCAAAGAGAAAGGAGUAUGUUUCUUGCUGGUGCUAUCAAUAACCUAGUCGCUCAUGCUAUCACUGCAAGUGUGAAGAUUGAGGGAAACCCAAACCUUGACUAUGUCUAUGAGCUAAACGAAUUACCAGAUGUUGCAUUUGUCUUACUGAGCCGUUCGGUGGAAUCUCUCGGUAGUGAUUGUCCUUAUGCAGCAAGCCAGGCUAUCAGAACACUGAUCGCCGUUUUUAAAGAUGGUAGCUCAGUAGUGGUUGGCAUUGCUUGGAGACAUAUGUUCGCCUAUAUCUACACGUUUCUGGAAGACGGACCUCUUCGUAAUUCUGUCUAUUUAGAAGAGCUGCUUCUCUCUGUGGUCAGGAUACCAAUCUUCCAAGCUCCAAACUGUAACGUGUGGGUCUUAGUACUACGAACGCUAAAAAGUUUGCAUCUAUUCCAGUCUAUAACUUUUGCUGCUAACAUUAUAAAACUGCAUAUCGCCCCAAAGGAGGUUGGUUAUCAUGCAUUGUCGGUGCUACUUUACCCAUUUCAUCACAUAUUAAAAAUGACUACUGCAUACUCAGAUCUCUCAUUAGAGCAAAUCUAUUGCCAUCCAGAAGCUGUCAAUGCGAUGUCUAUGAAAUUGUCUGCUAUUGCUCUGCUUAGCCUGAUUUUUCGCUGCAUCAGGGAAAUUAGUGAAACGGUUGGAUUUUUACCCACCAAUGGUAUGUUCUGUGCCAUUCUAACAUUGCUGCUGUUCUGCAUUGGCCAAGCACCUGUUUUAACACCUGCUGGGAAGAUUUUCAGCAUGCAUUUGUUCGGUUGCCUUAAAUUACAGAAGGCAGCGCUGGAUUCCCUCACAAACUUUACAUGUUUGUUAGAUGCCCACAAAUGCCAGGAGGAAAUCUAUAAAAUACUGCUUGUUUAUGUUGACCAUCCAGGCAUUGAUCCAAUGGUUCUAAAAAAGACUUUUAAUACUUCAGCAUCAUGGCUGUGGGCGUCUUCCGUGUCUAAAAACAAAGACUCCUGGCCGCAAUCCAUUAUUUUUCUAAAAGAUCUGUUGCCAUUGUUAUUGAAACGUCUCUGCAAUACACACUGGGAGCAUCGUCAAAACACGCUAGAUUACAUCAGUGAUCUCCUAAAUUGCUAUACAGGACGAGAAGGCUUCAAACUGGCUCUUUGCGGAUCUGGCAUUCCUCAUAGGGCCAUAGAUCUGCUUAAAGACCCGGUGAGUGCGGUUCGAGCGGGUGCUGUGCAGUGCUUGUCAAGGCUAGUUAAUAUUUUUGACCUGCACGUAAGACUGGCCAAAAACACUAUAUCUAUGACCGCAAUGAAAAAAAAGGUUAUUGUCCCAAACUUCAUGCAUAUUUUAUCUGAAGACAAAGAUCCUUCGCCCAGAAGGGCCGUCAUAAAGGUGUUUGUGAAUUGGCUGAUACAGGGUCAUAUCCAGAAUUUUCACGAACCAGAAUCGUUGCUUUACAGAAUUCUAGAUGUGGCAAAGAAAGACUCUGACUGUGAGGUGAAAUCUAAUGCACUAGAACUGGCUAGAUUAUUUGUGGAUGAAACAUUUAACGUAUGUGUCGCCAAUAGCAGUCCGUACAAUGCAGAAUUACCUUCCAACACUAGUAAGGUCAGAAUAGUGGGAGCGUUGCAAAAAUUAAAUAAAGUGGGGAUUUUUACGUAUUUGUUGGAUGCCCUUAGUGACUGUGAUAAACCAGUGGCCUUGGGUGCCUGUAAAAUCCUCAUAUCCUUGAAGUCCAAACUGAGUGGCGGAGAAGAAACCGUUAAUGCAGAACUCUAUGGCGUGGAACGGCUAAAAGAUGUAUUGAAGAACUGGCUCCUCAAACUCCACCGUGGAUAAAGUAUAAGUAAUGCAUUACACAAAAAAUUGGCAAGUAGUGAUGUGCACAGAAUGGAUAUGGUUAGCAUAGAUGGUUCUCUAACAAUGCAUAGUAACUCUAAGCACCAGUCCCCUUACUGUUGGAUAGCCGGGCUCGAUUGUGGGAUGGUGAUAAGAAAGAUGUUGACUGUUACUGUUUGGAAGUGCUACUUUUGAAAACCAUUAAUCUUUGAGUAUCUGUACUGGAAGAUAUAGUAUCCUUUCCCUGGUUGGGUAUUUGAGAGGCAUGGAGCUUAACAUAACAAUUUUUUUUAUAUGAAUUGACAGUUACGUUUUAGUCCUCCUGUAUAACGUAUUUGUGAUGCUAAAAUUAAGUUCAGUCUUAUAUCAUGCUAGCUAAUUUUCUUGCGGCUAUGCAGGUGACCUAUUCUGUGUUUAUAUAGGUUUGAGCCAUUGGUACAUUGCUGAAAGACAAAUAUGGCCACCUAAACAGGUGUGCCAUCGUCUGUCUUCUCUAUAAUCUUAAAUGUGCCUUUCCCACAAUCCUUCAUGUGUGUAUGCUGACUAGGAUAUGUGGGAUGCCAUUUGGUAGCAAUCUUGGAGGAGGCAAAAGCAUUUUUAUUGUACAAACUCAAUUUUGUCACUUUAAUAGGUAGCCAAUGCAGCUGUUUUCUAGUACACACUUUGUCACUUGGGGAAAGAAAAGGGUCUAUUUUUUUUUUUUUUUUUUUUUUUUAAUAAU